Syngnathoides biaculeatus (alligator pipefish) is the source of this 1779-nucleotide messenger RNA. It is a transcript of the gene cenpk, whose product is annotated as centromere protein K. Gene Ontology annotation, biological process: kinetochore assembly; mitotic sister chromatid segregation. The record is from RefSeq and is a predicted model, not a curated record. Gene Ontology annotation, cellular component: nucleus. Lineage: Eukaryota; Metazoa; Chordata; Actinopteri; Syngnathiformes; Syngnathidae.
CCAAAUUGUAUAAACUACGUGAAUGAGUAAGACCAGUCCUUUUUUUUGUUGUACUGAAGUUAUUUAAUUAUAAGUUAUCUCGUGGAUAGCUUUUUUUUUGUAUAACGGACAAAACGAAACUUGGAAUUGUAUCAGUAUGAAAAAGGGCUGCUCAGAUGAUUUUUGGAGGUAGCUUCUGCAACACGACAGACAUCUUCACCAGCAGGUUCACAAAGCGGGUUCUUCGACGUCAAAGCCUCAAGCCCUUCGGCACACCCUCUUUUCCAUCCACUCCGCCCGAUGCGGAACAUCUGAUGCAGAAUAAUUGCUGGACUAUUAAACUUAAAAAGUGCUCUGUAGCCCUGACAUCACUUAAUUCUCUUCAAGAUGACGUUAGUCAGGCCAACCCGGCUGUAUUUGAGCUGUCAGAAACUGCCCAGGUGGAAUUAUUGAACCAGUGUGAGCAGCAGUUUGCCCAUCUUGAAAAGCUUCAAAAAGAAAUCCUAUUAAGUCUGCCAGACCACAGUGAAAAUCCUCAAGAGCAGUCAGUUAAUCGGCUGUUAGCAACAGAAGCGGAGCUGAAGCAGUGGCUUACAGUGGAACCGAGAUUGCUGGCAGAAAACUCUGAGGUGUUACUUAAAGCUGGAAAAGAGGAGAUGCUCAAGCUAUGCUCUGAACUUGAGAUGGUUCUCUCUUGCUGUGAAGCAAAGAGAGACAAACUGCGAGAAACUAAGGAACUUGAAAGUAAGUGGUUGGAGGAGAAAGGACGAGUGCUAAACGCUGCCACUAAUCAUGCUGCGCGACUAAGACAAAGUGAGCAAUUAUCAGAGCACAACAUUCUGAAGGACACCAAGGAGAAGAUCCGCAAAAUGCAAGUCUAUCAAGAAAGGCUGUUUGAGUGUCUAGGAGAGAUCUUAGAAAAACACGUUCCUUCUCCUCCUCGCAGUCCCCUCAACUCACACAAGAAGAAGAAUAUUCCAAGUGAUCUCAAUGAAGAUUUGCUUUCUCUUCAUGAAAUUCUGGAGCUGCUCAUGAACAAGCCCCUGAGCUCGCCACACGAUCCUUAUGUGACAAUAGACUCAACUUUCUGGCCACCGUAUGUCGAGAUGCUGCUCCGUCAUGGUAUCGCUGUAAGACAUCAGGAGGAUAACUUCAAGAUUCGCUUGGAAACGUUCUUCUGAAACUGGUGUAUUCAUCAUUAUAGUAAUACUAGCAUGCCUGCCAUGCAAUCAGUUUUUCUACUUGCUUUUUUUUAAUGUUAGUGUUCCUUUUGUGAAGAUUAACAAUGCGCAAAAGCAGUUUGCUUAAUGUUUUGCUGCAGGUUUACUGCAUAUGGCAAAAUGCCUUGGCUGGUACUCAUGGAUGAUCCAUUGGCAUCCAAUGUAAGUGUGUUCUUCAAAAAUAAUACUGCGUACAAGGUUUAAUUGACAUUGUGACCAGAGUAUUAUCCAUCCAUACUUUAACAAAAUGUUACUAAUAAUGGAUGUUUUGGGGUAGCAUGUAACCGUAUUAGAACCGCUUCUAGGCACAACUACACCACUGUAAACAACAGCCAUAACAAUGAAGAAUCUUGGCACCCUGGCUCUCUCCGUUCCAGAGCCCCCAAAACCACCACCAUUUGUUUUGCUUUGUUUUUAAUUAAUGGUGAUGUCAUUAUCUCUAACUACAUUUUAAGUUGGUCAUUUAACAUGAUUUUUUUUUUUUGACGACUUUGACCUCUUCAACAUGAUCUGUGCAAGUGUUUCCAUUUUGUAUUUGUGUUUGUCUUUUUGACCUGUUCAAUAAAUGUCUGAAAGUGUG